AUGAUGCCUGUCGAGAACAUCCGCAACAUUGCUAUCAUCGCCCACGUCGACCACGGAAAGACCUCACUUGUGGAUAAGCUGUUGGCACAGUCUGGAGAGGCGCUUGGAUCGACUCGUGUUAUGGACUCUAACGCCCUAGAAAAGGAGAGGGGUAUCACAAUUCUGUCAAAGGUCACUUCAGUCGUUUACAAACCUUCUGAUGACAAGUCUUUCAAGAUCAACAUCGUCGAUACCCCUGGACACGCUGAUUUCGGUGGUGAAGUAGAGCGGAUCUUGUCCAUGGUGGAUGGUGUCGCUUUGAUCGUUGAUGCCAGCGAGGGACCGAUGACUCAGACCAAGUUUGUUUUGAACAAGGCAUUGUCGAUUGGUCUUCGUCCUCUUGUUGUCCUCAACAAAGUCGACCGCCCAACCUCUCGUGUGGACGAAGUCGACGGACUGUUGCUGGAUCUUUUUGGAUCUUUGGGUGCGACCGACGAGCAGAUGGAUUACCCUAUUGUGUACGCUUCUGCCAAGGAAGGAUGGGCUACUCGCGGCAUGGACGAGCCUCGUGAGAGCAUGAAGCCUCUGUUUGAUUUGAUCGUCGACCACGUUCCUUCGCCUAAGGUCGACCGCUCAGAUACAUUCAAGAUGUUGGUUACGCAGAUCGACAGCAAUCCUUACCUUGGAAAGUGUUUCCUUGGAAAGAUUACUGGAGGUACGAUCAAGAUUGGUGACAAGAUGCAGGCAUUGAAUCCCGAGGGCAAGCAGACCGAGUCAGGACGUGUGACAAAGAUCUUUGUUCGUCGUGGACUGGAAAUGAUCCCAGUGAGCGAGGCUGGCGCUGGAGACAUUGUUACUCUUACCGGCGUUGCCAAUGCCACUGUCAAUUCGACCCUCUGCGACUUGACCGUUACUGAACCACUUCCUUCGAACCCUAUUGAUCCCCCAACCAUUGCUAUGAAAUUCUCUGUCAAUGACUCACCAUACGCAGGAGAGGAGGGCAAAAAUCUGACAUCAAACAUGAUCAGAGAGCGCCUGUUGAAGGAGGCCGAGACGAACGUUGCGCUGCAGGUCGUGGAGUCAGAUAACAAGGACGCCUUCGAAGUCCGUGGACGAGGAGAGUUGCAACUCGGAGUCUUGAUCGAGACCAUGCGCCGCGAGGGCUUUGAACUGAGUGUUUCGCCACCUCGUGUUGUCUUCAAGGAGAAGAAUGGAGAGCGCCUGGAGCCUGUUGAAGAGGUCACGAUUGAUGUUGCUACACAGUACACGGGAACGAUCAUUGAGAAGCUGAGCAAACGCAAGGCGGAAAUGAAGAGCUUUGAGGAGAACGGAGACAAGACCCGUAUCGUGUUCGAAUGCCCAACUCGAGGAUUGUUAGGAUACUCUGCAGAGUUCAAGAACGACACAAGCGGAGAUGGCACCCUGAAUCACACGUUCCUGGAAUAUGCACCCUUCAAGGGCGGUCUCGAGAGGUCGCGCAAGGGAAGCUUGGUCGCCAUGGGGACUGUUGGAGCCGCUACCUCUUACGCCCUGAACUUGAUCGAGCCCCGUGGAAAGCUUUUUAUCCGUCCUGGUGACAAGGUUUACGCUGGCAUGGUUAUCGGGGAGUCAUCGCGUGCAGGCGAUUUGGAAGUCAACCCAACUCGUGCCAAGCAGGUUACCAACAUCCGCACCGUGGCCAAAGACGAAAACAUCAUCUUGCGUCCACCAGUCGAGAUGAGUCUGGAGUCGAUGAUCUCCUAUAUCGCUGGAGAUGAGGUCUUGGAAGUGACACAGUCCUCGUUGAGAAUCAGGAAGCGUGAGUUGGAUGCCAACAAACGCCGUCAGAACCACCGCGCUGGCAGAGACUGA
Gamsiella multidivaricata is the source of this 1830-nucleotide messenger RNA. RefSeq names its product GTP-binding protein TypA. Bases 1 to 1830 code for a protein of 609 amino acids. The record is from RefSeq and is a predicted model, not a curated record. Gene Ontology annotation, molecular function: GTP binding; GTPase activity. Gene Ontology annotation, cellular component: ribonucleoprotein complex; cytosol. The transcript has 5 exons. NCBI's taxonomy places the organism in Eukaryota, Fungi, Mortierellomycota, Mortierellomycetes, Mortierellales, Mortierellaceae.